Messenger RNA from Emericellopsis atlantica, 2458 nucleotides. RefSeq names its product ASST-domain-containing protein. The transcript has a single exon. The record is from RefSeq and is a predicted model, not a curated record. NCBI's taxonomy places the organism in Eukaryota, Fungi, Ascomycota, Sordariomycetes, Hypocreales, Bionectriaceae. Bases 115 to 1992 code for a protein of 625 amino acids.
GAUUAUCAACUUGUAACUCCCUUCAUAAUCCGCUCCAGCUUCGUUUACUUCUUGUCUUCCAGUCCUGCCUGAGCAUUCCCUCUUGAUCGUUUUGUGUACUUACUGCGAGUUUCCAUGUUCUUUGUCGAUUUCGCCCCUACCACCGCAGCUCCCCCAGUCACCCGUUUGCCCAGAGAGCCCCCAACGCGCUGGCUCGCGAUCAUGGGCAUCCCUCGCCUCGCCGCCGUGAGCAUCGCCGCGGCAUCCUCUCUUUUUACAACGCCCGUUUCGGCCGACAAACCGUACCAUACCGACCACGGGUCCUACCAGAAUGGGGCUCUUGGUGACAUACCCACGCAAUCCUUCCACUCAUCCAAGGUCAAGGCGCCUGUAUAUCAGGUCAACUACUGGGACCCGGACAAAAUUGACACGGAUAGCCCGUAUAUGUUCAUGGCCGGCAAGUACGGUAAAUGGGGCCCGAGUAUUGUGUCAUCCAAGGAUCUCAGUCUAGUCUGGGCAGACCAGUCCUAUAAUGGUCUGGCGCAGGUUGCGAGGACGUGGGAGGACUGGAACGGCCAUGGGAGAGUCAUGUCGUCGUACUCGGAUGGCCGAGUCCGCGUGUACGACCAAAAUUACAAGCAGCUCCACGUGUACGAUGGACGGGGCGACCUGAACGGCGUGGUCCCCGACUCGCACGAGGCUGCCCUCACCAACGACGGGCAUAUCCUCAUGUUUCUCUGCCCGGCUCGGGACGCGGAUCUGUCCAAGGUAGGCGGCCCCGCGGAAGGCAAGAGGAUUGGAGACUGCACCAUCCAGGAGAUCGUGCCGGACACGGCGGAAGUCGUCUUCGAAUGGGCGACCUCGGACUUCUUCCGACCCGAGGACAGCGUGUGGAAGUACAACAACGAAGAUGUCUGGGACUACUGCCACAUGAACGCGGUCGAGAAGACGGAGGAGGGCAACUAUCUCAUCAGCUAUCGCCAGCUCAGCUGUGUGGUCCUGGUCAACGGCCAGACAAAGGAGGUGAUGUGGGUCAUGGGCGGCAAGAGGAAUACCUUCAAGGACAUCACCCAGAACGGCACGGGCGAGUUCGGGUACCAGCACGAAGCACGCAUGACGGGGAAGAACCGUUUCACGCUGUUUGACAACCAUAAGUCCGACGCAAACGGGUGGUGCACCGAAGGGCAGUGCUCCCGUGGGCUCGAGAUUGAGUACAACCCGGAAACCAUGGAGUAUUGGAAGGUCAACGAGUGGUACCAUCCCCAAAACCUCAUCUCUGCGUCGCGUGGCGGAGUGCAAAGGACGCCCAGUGGCAAUGUCAUUGUCGCUUGGGGCCAGAACCCCAUGUACACCGAGUACACGGCCGACGGCGAGCUCAUCAUGGAUAUCCAGCGCGCCGACGUCAAGUCGAUGGAGCACGGCGUCUUUGAUGUCAUCACCUACCGCAUCUGGAAGGGCCAGUGGGAGGGCAAUCCGUCCUGGGGCCCCAGCAUCGCCUGCGCCCCCGAUGACACCGGUAGAAGCGUGUACGUCUCGUGGAACGGCGCCACCAAGGUCGACCAUUGGGUGCUGCUCAUGUCGGACGACAAAAAGGACCUGAACGGCGCUAGCAAGGUGGCUGCGCAAUCGCCCCGGAAUGGGUUUGAGACGCAGUUCCAACUGGACGGCAUUGCCAUUGCGGACUAUGCACGUGUCGCCGCGCUGGACAAGGACGGCAACAUCAUCGGCUCGACGCCAGCCGUCGACACAAAGACCUUUGAGGUCGUCGAGCUCGACUAUGACAUUGACGAGGUGAAGAGCGUCGGGUCAAAGACAAUCGACUUAGCCAUUCCUUCGUCCGCCAAGGUGACGGUGCCCGCCAACACCAAGUCGAGUGACGAUAAGGACGAUGACAAGGAUGAUGACAAGAACACGGAGAGCGAGGCGUAUUCUUCCAACGGCCCUUCCCCCUGGUUUGAUUUGCUUGUCGGCGGAGUCGGUUUCUUCGUCGUUGGUCCGGCCGCCUUCUUGUAAGCAAGCCAUUUCUUUUUUGUUCGAGUCUGUCAACCGUGCUGGAUACAUGCUAACAUGACUUUUCUUAGUGGUGUGAUCACCAUCUUGCAUCGCAGACGCUCCAGACUUCUCUCGAGACUGUUCCGGCGCAAGGACGAAGCUGAAUAUGGGCUGCUCCCAGCUGGUGAAGAUGAAGAGCGCCGCCACCGCGGGUCCAAUGAACUGGGUAAGGGGCCAGCAUAUAACCUCGAACGUGUAGGGGGGAACUCCUCUAGAUGAUGAAUGGAUCUUGGAGAUGUGUAAUAAAUUGAGUUUGCUGUUCUGUCACUUUCCAGAGUGAGGAGGAAGGCACCAUCGUUGUGUGUAUUUGUGAGAAGGAGCCCUGCAAGCACCUGCUGUGACGUCGCAGUCUCGUCCAACGACGCUAGUCUCUAAACAGCUUAGCUUACAUUAGGUGACUGCCCUUGCAGCUUCUCUCCCGAUGCAG